AUGUUUUUAUGCGAAGAUUUAGCGAUUAAAAUAGUAUUUUCAAUACUUUUCCUGUCUUCGACAGGCAACGACAAUAAGUCGAUGAACGCCGAACAUGGGUUCGUAAGUUCCUUCGCCACAAAUAAUAACAUUGUGAGCGAUGUUAACCAAGGACAAAGCAAGCAACAAAAAUCCAUCACUGAUAGCUUUGCUGAAAGUUGUCCUUUUUAUUUAAACACUUCAAAGCAGUGUUUUCCAACUGUAAAGAAGAACUACAGUUCGUUUGAACUUUACAAUCUGACAGAACAAGCAAAGAAACUGAAUCUAACUGCCGAACGGGAAAAUCUACGACUUUUUGGUAAGCCCAGUCGAAAAAAACUUUUUUUUGCAAAACGCUUUUUGAUUUUUUCGAUAAACUUUAUACAAGUUUUGUUUUGUUUUCUGAAAUUGUUUUAAAUCCAUACGAUCUGAAACUUUUGAUGAAAUACAUUGUUUCUAUCAAACAUUUUUGUGUCUUGCCUACAAUAUUUUGAUAGUCUAAAGAUUUUUUCAGUUUUUUUUCUUCAACUUUUACAGUUUUUGUGAUUUUUCUAAAGUAUUUUUAUUCAUCAAAUCAAACCAAGUUUCAUUCAGGAAAUAUUUUGUCUGUUUUCGUAUUUCUAAGGGAAUUUCAUUGAAUUCGCUCACACAUUUAUAUACUAAAAUAAAUAUAUAAUUAAAUGGAUUUAUUAAAUUAUAUAAAACAUUAAAAGUGUAUAUUUAAAAGAUAUGUUUUAUAUCAAUACAGAAACAAAUCAAGAUUCUGUUGAGUUAUUUAAUUAUUUUCCAAUUUAAAAUAAAAUAAGUAUAAUUUAUAUAUCACAAAUACAAAUAUUUUCUACUAUGUAGCAUAUCAAUGUCAAUUUUUUUCUGUAUAUUUUAGCUGAAACAUCAAGCGGAAAUAAUCAGACCGGCAUUGGCUUAAAAGUACAGGCAUUCUUUAAUGGUAAGACUAAAUCUUUAAUUUAAUGUAUUCUUUUUUUACCUUAUUCCUUACCCUUUUACGGCUGAUUUACACUGCGCAACUUUUGCCUAAAACUGUCGCAUGCAACCUGCUUACAACUUGAGUUGUACUGUGUUGUACUGUAUAAAACAGGCAUACAAGUCGCCUACGAAAACGUAAGUGAGUUGUGUGCUUGAUUUGCACAGUACAACUCAAGUUGUAAGCAGGUUGCAUGCGACAGUUUUAGGCAAAAGUUGUGUAGUGUAAAUCGGUCUUUAUACAUUCUCUACAAUUUGUAUUUUGAAACUGAAUUUUUCUUUCGUCUUUUUAGAAAGUAUCAAUUACAUAUUCGGCCUGACCGAAAGCCAGAAAUGUUUCAUUGCUGUAACCUACCUUCUUGCUCUCUGGAAAUUACAUGGAGCUAGACUCUGGUAAGAUACACUGACUUUAUAAAUAAAACUAAACUAACUUUAUUUCUCCUGGAUAGCUCUAUCAGGUCUAAACUAUUCUCCGUAUGGGUUAAGUGAGGGCCAAAGAGGAAACCAGGGUACCUGGAAACGAUCUGUGGGGUUUGGCACUCGUCUUGCAUGCGACGAAAUUUGAUCAGCUAACUGCAUCUUGCACUGGAAAUUGAACCUCUGUCUCAGAAGUGGAGGGCAUAUGCACUGAUUAUUUCCUUUCUACUAUUCCUACAGGCCGAUCAUCUUCAAAGUUAUCUGCAAGUUGUUUGGUAAACCUAAGAGAGCAAUACUUCGAAAGAUCUCCACAAAUCCAUCUGAGAAAACCAUCCAUGUCCAGAAUGACAUAGCACGUGAUGAGCAUGUGAACACUGACGAUUUAACUACCGACUCAUCGUGCGAAAGUCAUGUGACUGCUGAUGAAGAAACAACCGACUCAUAUGAUAGUCACGUGGAGAGUGAUGAAGAGUCCACUGACUUAUCAUGUGAGGAACACGUGGACACUGACUACGACAGCGUUACAACCAGUAGCAGUGUUGAUGAUCUACCAACAGCCACACCCAACAACCAGACCAUUCCACCCACUACCAUCCCAACACAGUUGAAACUCUCUCUCAGUUUCAACAGUUCGGACAGUUUAUUCGAGGAGAGCUGUGAUGAAGAUUUCCCAGACGAAUUCUUCGUAUUUCCAAGCGACUGUGGUAACAUCGGAUUGAUACUGGGUGACGAGGACUGGGAAAAAAUAGAACUUGACUCAAGUCAGGAGUCUUUGAUUUCGGAUGAUGGUGGUACUGCUAGUACCGGUAUAGAGUCAGGACAGAGUUAUGAUGUGGCCUGUGAUGUAGAUAGCGGAGCUUCUUCUCACAGUUCUUGUCAUAGCCCUGUUCCUAAGGAGGUGGUAUCCUGCUUGAGUUGUAGUUCUGAUGGAGACCCAGUCACCGUGGCAACAACAAGUGGUUGUAAUGGCUGGAUUGAAGAAAGUCAUCAAGAGAAUGGUGAUAUGAACUGUGGUAACCAUGGUAAUGUUGACCAAUGGAUUCUGGGAUGUCGUGACAGUAACAACCAUACACCAUCUAAUGGUUGUACCAGCAAUGUCAAUUAUGGUGAUGAAUCGACCGACAGCAGCUUGUACGAUUGUGAUCUGACCAGUGAAGGUUUAUACGAGGAUAGCUUGGAGCUCUACCCAGGUUUGUGUAAACAUUGCUUCACCAUAUUAUCCCACCGCCACACAAUCCCUAACCAAACGAUCGCCAGACCACGCGACUGACAGACCACCUGAUUACCUACCUACCCAACUAAGUAACUAAAUACUAACUUACUAACAAACUAUACUAAAUACUAAUGUGCUCUUAUUAACUCUAAUCAGUUAUUUUCAUUUCAUGAAGGUGAAUAUGCUGAACAUGGAAUCAGUUUGCAGCGAUCAGAAUCUGAAAGUGACAUUCGUAUUGAAGUCUACAACAACAUUGAACCAGAAAAUCUGCCAGUUGGUGAUAUCAAUAGAUGGCUGUCAGCACACAAUGAAAAUGAAAUCGUCGAAGAAAAUAUCAUGGACACGACAUUGGAACAACGUGUGAAAAACCACGUUGUUGCUGCAGCUAUCGUUGCUGGGACAUUUGUACUGCCCUGUUUUAUUGCGGGCAAACUCUUGAAAUAA
Messenger RNA from Paramuricea clavata, 3073 nucleotides. The record is from the annotation of a GenBank genome assembly. Lineage: Eukaryota; Metazoa; Cnidaria; Anthozoa; Malacalcyonacea; Plexauridae.